GUUCGAGGCUGUGAGCGCUUAGUUGCAAAGUGGGUGCGAGGAUUUCUUUUUUUUCUUUUUUUCUGAACUUUUACAGUGAAUUUUUAAAGUUGUGUUGAGUCGUCUUCGUGAUGGUGGUUGUGAUGGGUUUGAUUUUUCUGCUUUUAAGUCGGAUUAGGAUUUUGAGUGAAGCUGGUGGUGAGGACAUGCAUGUGUUGAAGAGUAGAUGAAGCUUGCCAGGGAAGCUUGGAUGUUUGUAAGGGUGCGUCUUUCGGUGGAGUUUUUGGGUUCUUCGCGAUGUUUAAAGAGAACGCUGGGAUUAGGAUUUUGGUUUGAAUAGUCUUUAAGUUUCAUUCUCGCGGCCGUUGGAUGGCUGGUAGGAAGUGUAUCUCUGUGCUUGUAACUGAUGUCUAUGAGAUAGCUCGUUUUAACUUGUGAUUCUCGAGUCCUAGUAAUCUAGCAUUCCUGAAUUUUGUUGGGUUUGGUUCUGCUCUACUCUCUAAGUGUUAACUCAAAGCUGAGAAAUGGGCUUUUCAAGUAGUUGCGAGGACCAGGAUUCAAGAUUCUUUCUGAGGGGUUCACACAUAUGCUUGAGCAAGGUUGGCCGAGCUCUACAGUAAUAUUUUCGUGUAAGCGAGUUUUGUGCUCAUCUUAUCGGUGAAAACUAAUGCUGGUUAAGUUCAUUCUGUAAUCAGUAGUUACUUAACUAAUAGGGAACGAUAGGGGCUCAUGGUUAGAUGUAUUAGAGACAUUCAGAAUCAAGCAGUUCACAAUGGGAGGGAAAGUGUACUCAAGAAAUCUGGAGCGGGAAAGUGACUUGGGGGAUGGCUGGAAAUUCGGUGUUAGGCAUGAGAAUAUGAAUUCAGGCGGUGGAGAGAGCGUGCAAAUGCAGCCCCAAGCCAUCUUUGGUUUCUCUCUAUUGCAAGGUCUCCGUGGUAAUCCCAUGGAAGACUUUCAUGUCGCAGAGUUUCGCAAUAUCGAUGGCGAGGAGAUAGGUCUAUUUGGAAUCAUUGAUUCACACGGAGGACCUUGUGUGGGAAAAUAUGUGCAACAACACCUUUUUGACAACAUUUUGAAUGAAGGGGGUGUCCGCUUAGAUCCAGCAGGUGCCACACGGGAUGGAUAUCUCCUCACCGACAGAAAUAUUUUGGAGGGUUCACAUGCGGGGGGUUGCAGUGCUGUCACAGCUAUGCUUGUGGAUCAUGGAAGCCGUUUAAUAGUGGCUAAUGUUGGAGAUGCUCGGGCAGUUCUUGCGAAAAAUGGGAUAGCUGUGCAGCUUUCAGUUGAUCAUGAUCCAGGAAGCCCCACCGAAAGGGCCAGCGUUGAGAGAAGGGGAGGCAUGGUUACCCAAAUUCCUGGUGAUCAUUGGAGAGUGGAUGGGUUAGUAUCUGUUGCGAGAGCGUUUGGUGAUAAAUCUUUGAAAGAGCACAUGACUGCUAGACCAGACUUGGCUGAUCUCGUAGUCGACCUGUCUUGUGAAUUCCUGAUUCUUGGAAGUAAUGGACUGUGGACGGUCUUCACUAACCAGGAAGUUGUUGAUAUUGUGCACAAGACCAAAGACCCUAUGAAUGCUGCACAAGAGCUGGUCUGCGAAGCACGAAAUAGAUAUAGCGAAGACGACAUUUCUUGUGCAGUCAUUCAGUUCAAAGAACUGUAAAGGUCUUGGGCCGAAUAUGCAACAUCAGUGAUUUAGAUGGUUCAGAUUAGAAAGAUAGAUUUCCCGAGUGUUGGAACGCUACUUUGUCGGGGUGUAAGUGCCCCAAGUCCGUCGAUGAUACAGUCAGAACCUGUUCCUUUGUGUGAGGUACUUAGCAGGUGGGGACUGUUCGUGGGUGAGAUGCAUGUGUUGAUACAUCUAAACAGCUUCCAUCUACAAUGCAGUUUUCACUUUCAAUAUGCAUAUAACGUACUGCAUUUCCGCUUCUAUGACAAUAAUCGCUUUUCAUGUGAAGUCGUUGUGGCUACAUUGAUGCACUGCUAGUGCAUACACCAGUCACUGAAACUCGAGACAGUGAAUAAAGUUCUUUUCACGUGUUAUGGACAACAGGUCUACUGAGCAGCCAAUUUUGGGGUUGGAACAUCCACUAAUCAUGGACAAGGAGUUCCAUCUAUCUAUUUCUCUGCGCAACUACUCCCUCUGAGUAAAUUAGCAUAUGAAGAGCAAUACGGAUUCAAUAUAGGACGGUCAAGUUGCGGACCAAGCCACGACCAUAAGGAAUUUUCGGGAUGAAGAGUAUCAGUGUGUACAAGUCGACGAUUACUUCUACAACCGAGGGAUGCUGUAGUCAUUCAGGACAAGCCAGGGGAAUACAAUCGCACCUCAGCAGCUAGGUAUUCGAGGACGGCAGCAAGGUACACUGGAGCACCUGCACCGACUCUUGUAGCAUACUUCCCAGCCUUCAAAAAACGGGAUAUCCUUCCAACGGGAAAUUGUAGCCCCGCUUUGCUGGAUCUAGACACGGCCUUUUUCCCAGCAUUCUUUCCUCUUCCUGACAUCUCUGCUUUAAGUCUGCACCAUUAACAGCAACCGUGACAAGCAACACAGAACCGAGCACCAGUACGUGAAGGAUUGAUCCGCUGCUCUGCAUUAAAUCCUUCGGCCAAAUUUCAACCAGGGUCUGAUCUCUACGCAACUUUCACGUCGGUGUAGCAACGUCCGAUGGAAUAUACCUUCGUUCUCAUGGACGGACGGACGCAUUGGAUCCCCGUACCGCACGACGGACGACGGACGAUGGACGAGGAACGUCCAUCCAAGGGGGUUUUCCCGCCAAUUAACCUCCCGCCCAAAAUGCCUCGGCUGAGCUGUUCGCCUAAAAAGGGAAAGACCCAUUAGUGGCGUGUACGUAUUAAUUGAUUAUUCUUACAAGACAAGCGUGUUUUAGUAUUUAAUAAAACUAGUAUUUAAAUGU
Messenger RNA from Physcomitrium patens, 2888 nucleotides. RefSeq names its product putative protein phosphatase 2C 17. The record is from RefSeq and is a predicted model, not a curated record. Gene Ontology annotation, molecular function: protein serine/threonine phosphatase activity. Gene Ontology annotation, biological process: protein dephosphorylation. NCBI's taxonomy places the organism in Eukaryota, Viridiplantae, Streptophyta, Bryopsida, Funariales, Funariaceae.